Messenger RNA from Haemorhous mexicanus (house finch), 780 nucleotides. It is a transcript of the gene HDDC3, whose product is annotated as HD domain containing 3. Bases 133 to 735 code for a protein of 200 amino acids. NCBI's taxonomy places the organism in Eukaryota, Metazoa, Chordata, Aves, Passeriformes, Fringillidae. The transcript has 4 exons. Gene Ontology annotation, molecular function: guanosine-3',5'-bis(diphosphate) 3'-diphosphatase activity. The record is from RefSeq and is a predicted model, not a curated record.
GAGGUGCGCGCCUCCGACGGGACGCUGCUGUACCGGCUGCCGCGGGGCUGGGGCGGGCCGGGGCCCGGCGCGCAAUAAAUGCACUAGGGGCCCGCCUCCGCCUGUGCCGCUUCCGUCGCGCCGGCCGCGGGGAUGAGCUCCGAGGCCGCGGGGAUGGGCUCCGAGGCCGCGGGGAUGAGCUCCGAGGCCGCGGGGAUGGGCUCCGAGGUGGCGCGGCUGCUGGAGGCCGUGGACUUUGCAGCCAGGAAACACAAGGAGCAGCGGCGGAUGGAUCCCGAGGGCACCCCCUACAUCAACCACCCCAUCGCCGUGGCCAGGAUCCUGGCGCAUGAGGCCGGCGUGACGGACGUGGUGGUGCUGCAGGCCGCCCUGCUGCACGACACCGUGGAGGACACGGACACCACGUUCUCGGAGAUCGAGGAGCGGUUCGGUGCCGAGGUGCGGCGCGUCGUGGAGGAGGUGACGGACGACAAGAGCCUGCCCAAGAUGGAGCGCAAGCGGCUGCAGAUCGAGCGCGCUCCCUCCUGCAGCCGCCGCGCCAAGCUGGUCAAGCUGGCGGACAAGCUGCACAACCUGCGGGACCUGAACCGCUGCACCCCGCAAGGGUGGUCGGAGGAGCGCGUGCAGGAGUACUUCCGGUGGGCGGCGCGCGUGGUGUCGGGGCUGCGCGGGACCAGCGCGGCCCUGGAGGGGGCGCUGCAGCGCCUGUUCGAGGAGCGCGCCGUCCCCACGUGACCGGGGCCGCGCCCGCCUCGGCCAAUAAACGUGCGCAGAGCUCAG